UCUUUUUAAAAAACUACUCACACAGUGGAGGAGCGGGGGAAUUGAUUUGUCCGCCAGACAGGACAGCUUUGCAGGUUGCUAAGCGACGAGGCGCCAGCGCGCGCACACCGGGCCGCUGGGCGCACCUGAGGGAGCUGUGGCGGCCGCGACUCGGAGACUCAGUGCUCCUUUCCUAGUGCAGGGAGCCUGACGCCCCGGGAAGUGUCCGGUGAGGAGGUGAGGGGUUUGCGGAAACGCCCCCUCUGAGGCUUCCGGGGGCCGCGUGUCUUCCCCACUCCGGAGAAAGGAUAGAGAUUCCUUCUGCCAUCAGAUGUCUUUCUGCUUGACUGAACUGCACCUGUGGUCUUUGAAGAAUACCUUGCAUAUUGGGGAUAGAGACAUUGGGAUCUAUCGGUAUUAUGACAAGAAUGAGCCACCAGCAGCAGAGCAUGGUAACUUAGAAGAAAAGCAGAAGCUGGCAGAAUCACGAGAUUAUCCUUGGACUCUCAAAAACAGACGCCCAGAAAAACUUCGAGACUCACUCAAAGAGCUGGAGGAGCUGAUGCAAAACAGUCAGUGUGUGCUGAGCAAAUGGAAGAACAAAUAUGUCUGUCAGGUAAAAUGGUUUGACAAGCUUUUGCAGUGUUUAACCAUUGGAGCUGAAAACUAUGUAGUAAUUG
This is a messenger RNA of Galeopterus variegatus (Sunda flying lemur), 659 nucleotides long. Its product is annotated as WD repeat-containing and planar cell polarity effector protein fritz homolog. The transcript is spliced from 6 exons. The annotation marks the transcript as partial. The record is from RefSeq and is a predicted model, not a curated record. Gene Ontology annotation, biological process: nervous system development; establishment of protein localization; cilium organization. Gene Ontology annotation, cellular component: axonemal basal plate. NCBI's taxonomy places the organism in Eukaryota, Metazoa, Chordata, Mammalia, Dermoptera, Cynocephalidae.